CCGCGUUCGCCCCUAGCCUCGCCACGUGUCCAACGCCCCAAGCUCCCACGAUUCGUUCGUUCACUGUGGCUUCCGUCGGACGUGUGGCCCAUGGCCCUGGAGAUCUCUGGGAGUCCUGGGAAGCCCCCUCUGCUCGGCGACACCCCUCUCGAAGGGAGAGAGCUGGGGCCCUGCAUGCGCUGGAGACGGAGCCUUUUUUAGAUUUGAGACGGAGCCAGGAAAGAGCGGAUGGACUUGUGAAUAUGGUCCUUGUUUCAAUCUGUUUUGGGGGGUUGGGCGAUUGGACACAUCCCCAAGUUGUCCGAUGUUUUUUGCCGUUGACCAGCUCAGGCAUGCUUUCAAAACAGAGGGCGGAACAUGGACAUGUUGCGUUUGGUGACGAACCAUCGCCCAGUCAACUCUGGUGACUAAACACCUGUGACAGGCGGCGCUCGGAGCACCCAACACCGAGGAUCUGUAACGCUGUGCGUGCGGAGUUCAGACAACAUGGCAAGCUUCUUCCCCUGGCACUGGCUCAGAUGCUGCUGCUGGCGGACCAGCCGCUCCUCUCCACCAACAUGUCACAGGUAGCUGAGGAACUCAGACUGGACGAGCACGAAAAGGAUGAGCUUCUGGGGGGCCUCGUCUCGGUGGUUUACUUCACCUGCGGCGCCCUGUCCUCGCUCCUCGCGGGGCGCUUGGCCGACGUGAUGCGCCGCAUCAGCCUCGUGCGGAUCUGCAUGCUUUUGGGCUCGGCUGGCACGUUUCUGAACUCACAGGCCUCCUCUUUGGGCGGCAUCCUCCUGUGCCGCGGCGCCGUGGGCGCCGCCUUGGGCGGCUUGCUCCCAGCGAGCUUCGCCAUGCUGGCGGACCUCUACCCCGCUGAGGAGCGGCCCCACGCGGUGGCCCUGGUGGCCAUCAUCAGUGGUGUUGGCCCUGGUCUGGGGCAAGGCCUAGCUGGAACCAUGGGCCCUGCCUGGGGCUGGCAGGCGCCCUUCGCUUGCGUGGGCGUUUGCGGCUUCAGCCUCUCCUUGCUCCUCUUCGGCUAUCUGCGGGAGCCACCGGGCAUGGACAAGGUGGAGGAUGCUGGAGAUCGGAAUCAACUCUGCGGCACCUGGGUGCGCGACCUGCGGAUCCCCACGGUGGUGCUGAUCUGCCUCCAAGGGAUCACAGGUUGUGUCCCCUGGGCCGUGAUCAACACAUUCCUCACCGACUACUUGGCGCAGAACGGCGGAUUGGGCGUUCUCCGUGCCACUGGAGUCUUCCUCAGUUUCGGCAUUGGCUGCACCACGGGCACCGUGCUGGGGGGAAAGCUGGGGCAGUUCUUGUACAAGAAGGACAAGGGCUUCCAAGCUGCUUUGAUGGCGGCAACCACAUGGAUAGGCAUGGUGCCGAUCUUCAUCCUUUUCGCCAUUGGUGAUGGAGGGGGUCAGUGUUGGCUCUUUCACCUGUUGGCACUCACCGGAGGCGUCCUGGUGGCGGGCACCGGUGGCAACGCCAAAGCCAUCCUGCUGAACACCGUGCCCGUGAAGUCCAGAGGGUCGCUCUUUGGAGUCUAUACCAUCAUGGAUGACUUGGGAAAAGGACUUGGCCCAGCCUUGGUGGCAUCCUGGGUGAGAGCAUUAGGGAGAAGAGUGUCCUUCAUGAUCGGGAUUUCGUUUUGGCUUCCCUGUGGCCUCUUUUGUUGGAAGAUGAUCCGCACCGUCCGCCUCGACGACAAGGCAGAGAUCGGCUCCCCAGCCUCGGCCUCCACGCGGACGGGGGACUCCUCCGCGCGCGAGGACAUUGGCUCGACGACGUCCACCCGGAUGGGACCGGGAUCCCCGGGCGGGUCGUCAUCUGCGUAAGAGACGGGCGGAUGAUUUGACUGUGCAAGUGGUGGGCUUGGUGGUGAU
Molecule: messenger RNA, 1874 nt
Organism: Durusdinium trenchii
Lineage: Eukaryota; Dinophyceae; Suessiales; Symbiodiniaceae
Source: the annotation of a GenBank genome assembly